Molecule: messenger RNA, 4522 nt
Organism: Xenopus laevis (African clawed frog)
Lineage: Eukaryota; Metazoa; Chordata; Amphibia; Anura; Pipidae
Gene: cand2.L
Product: cullin-associated NEDD8-dissociated protein 1
Exons: 14
Coding region: 221-3910 (1229 amino acids)
Source: RefSeq, a predicted model, not a curated record
CACUCACCAACAGAUGUCCUUUCUGAGCUAUAUACUGUCUAUUUAUAUCCUUGUGACAGUCAGCGCAGUGUCAGGUUUUCCAGCGACUUCCAAAGAGGGGGGCAGUGGGCAAGUCCCCCCUGUUCAUGCCAUUCUUCGCCAUAUUCUUACUUCUCUCUUUUAAACAGAGCUGCCUGAUUCUUAGAUCUCGCUCACAUCUGCAUACAAGGUAGCUGUGACCAUGAGCACUGCUACCUAUCAUAUCUCCAGUCUGCUGGAGAAAAUGACUUCCAGUGACAAGGACUUCAGGUUUAUGGCAACAAAUGACUUGAUGGUGGAGCUGCAGAAAGACUCCAUAAAGUUGGAUGAGGACAGUGAAAGAAAAGUGGUGAAGAUGUUACUGAAACUGUUGGAGGAUAAAAAUGGAGAGGUGCAGAACCUGGCAGUGAAAUGCCUGGGUCCCCUGGUGGGAAAGGUGAAGGAGUAUCAGGUGGAGACCAUUGUGGACACGCUGUGCAGUAACAUGCUCUCCGACAAGGAGCAACUGAGAGAUAUCUGCAGCAUUGGAUUAAAAACAGUCAUAUCUGAGCUCCCGGCUGCAAGCACAGGUUCAGCUUUGGCUGCCAACGUGUGCCGGAAGAUCACUGGGCAGCUGACUGGGGCCAUUGGGAAGCAGGAAGAUGCAUCGGUGCAGCUGGAAGCCCUGGACAUCUUGUCUGACAUGCUGGGAAGGUUAGGGGGAACUCUCUUCACUUUCCACCCGUCUAUACUGAGCUGCCUCCUGCCCCAGCUUACCAGCCCACGACUGGCUGUGAGGAAAAGAGCCAUUUUGGCCCUGGGACAACUGGUGCACACUUGCAAUGGGAAUCUGUUCUCUGAACUUGUAGAGCAUCUUCUGGGGGAGCUGCAAAAGAACGAGUCUACAUCUACCACUAGAACUUACAUCCAGUGUGUGGCAACUGUCAGCUGGCAGGCUGGGCACAGACUAGGCCCACACUUAGAACGAAUUGUGCCUCUUGUGGUGGAGUUCUGUAGGGUAGAAGAUGAUGAGCUGCAGGAGCAGUGCUUCCAGGCUCUGGAGUCCUUCAUCAGACGCUGCCCAAAAGAGAUUUCCUCACAUGUACCCACCGUCAUGGAGCUGUGCCUGAAAUAUAUUGCCUAUGAUCCUAACUACAACUAUGACAGUGAGGAUGAGGAUGCUAUGGAGACGGAGAGUGAGGAAGAACAAGAGAGUGAUGACGAGUACAGUGAUGAUGAUGAUAUGAGUUGGAAGGUGAGACGCUCUGCUGCCAAGUGCCUGGAAUCACUAAUCAGUGCCAGGCCAGACCUUUUGCAAGAGUUCCACCAAACAGCUGCCCCAGCCCUUAUCCUGCGUUUCAAAGAGCGGGAGGAGAACGUCAAAGCAGAUGUCUUCUCUGCUUACAUCGCCCUUCUUAGGCAGACACGUUCCGCCCAGAGCUGGAAGCAAACUGUGGACAUCUCUAGUCGAGGUUACACACCACUCAGUGCUCUGCAAAACCAGGUUCCCUCUGUGAUGAAAUCUCUAUACAAACUGCUCAGGGACAAGAGUGCCAAGUCUCGCCAGGGCUGCUUUGCUGUUCUCACAGAGUUAACCAAUGCUCUGCCAGGUUGCCUGUCUCCGCAUAUCCCUACCCUGGUCCCAGGGCUUGUUUUCUCCCUCACGGACAAGUCGAGCACCUCCAAUAUGCGCCUGGAUACUUUGAGUUUUCUGCAUGUUGUGUUAAGCAGCCACCCCCCUGAGUGCUUCCAGACCCAUCUUCCAGCCCUUAUGCCUUCGGUGGUCACCUGCAUCUAUGACUCCUUCUAUAAAAUAACUUCAGAGGCCCUGCUGGUGGCCCAACAACUUAUCAGAGUGAUCCGACCUCUGGACAAGGCUCUGGACAAGGCUUCUGACACCUCAACCUACACAAAGGAACUAUUCAAUGCCAAUCUGAAAAGACUGCAAGCAGCUGACAUAGACCAGGAAGUGAAGGAAAGGGCCCUCUCUUGUAUGGGACACCUAAUUUGUCACCUUGGGGACCAGUUGGGAAAGGAUUUGCAGCCCACCCUUCAAAUAAUCCUAGAAAGACUCCGAAAUGAGAUCACCCGUCUCACUGCUGUGAAAGUAAUUACCCUGAUCGCAGGGUCCCCACUGAAGAUUGACCUGAGGCCACUACUGAAGGACGCUUUGCCUAUUUUGGCCUCUUUCUUGAGGAAAAACCAGAGAGCUCUGAGACUGGGGACUCUUACUGCCCUUGGUGUAUUGGUGAGGAAUUACAGUGAUUGCUUGAAGCCAGGUAUGGUAGAUCCUUUACUCGGAGAACUGCCUGCCCUGCUAGCUGAAUCAGACAUGCAUGUGGCUCAAGUCACUGUGGACUUCCUCACCACUCUGGUGGCUGCUUACCCAGCGGCACUACCUAAACUGGGACCCAGCAUCCUUCCUCAGCUCUUUCAAUUGGUUCACUCCCCUCUCCUCCAAGGUGGUGCUCUCACCUCCAUCUUGUCUUUCCUGCGUGCUUUAGUUCUAAGCCAUACUCCUCAUCUGGGCUAUCCAGAGCUGGUCAAACAAUUGACAGGGCCCAUAUACUCUGCAGGACCUGCACUCCACAAACAAGCCUACCACUCUGUUGCGAAAUGUGUGGCUGCCUUAGCAAGUGCCUGUCCAAAAGAAUCCAAUGCUUCCAUAACACAGUUCAUACAGGAUGCCAAGAGCACCCGCGUGGGGGAUCCUGUGAAAGUAUUAGCCUUUUUGGCUCUAGCUGAGAUUGGACAUGAAAGGAGCUUAGGAGGGCAGCAGCGUGAGCUGAAAAGUGUUAUUUUAGAGGCAUUUGCCUCACCCAGUGAAGAUGUCAAAUCUGCGGCAUCUUAUGCUUUGGGGAAUGCCAGUGUUGGGGGCCCUGCAGACUUUUUGCCCUUUUUGCUGCACGAGAUUGGCGGGCAGCCUAAAAGACAAUACCUAUUGCUCAAUUCACUUAAAGAAGCACUGGCCUCUCUUCCAAGUGAAGAGCUAAAACCAUACCAGGAAGAUGUAUGGAAACUACUGCUCCAACACUGUGAAGCUGCAGAAGAGGGAACCAGAAAUGUAGUGGCAGAAUGCCUGGGAAAACUUAUUUUGGUGAAUCCCUCUCAGCUCCUUCCCAGGCUGUGCAAACAGAUUAGCUCAGGUUCACCCCAUACUCGUAGCACUGUGGUUACUGCCAUUAAAUUUACCAUCUCUGACCAGCCAGCUCCCAUUGACUCCUUGCUCCACAAGUCCAUUGGUGAAUUCUUGAAAACCCUGAAGGAUCCCGACCCCAAUGUUCGCCGCGUAGCUCUGGUUAUGUUUAACUCUGCAGCACAUAACAAGCCUUCCCUGGUUAGAGAUUUGCUUAACAUUGUUCUACCUCCCCUGUACAACGAGACUAAGGUCAGAAGGGAGCUAAUCCGGGAGGUGGAGAUGGGUCCGUUUAAACACACGGUAGACGAUGGCUUGGACGUGCGGAAGGCAGCAUUCGAAUGCAUGUACACACUGCUGGAGAGCUGCCUGGAUCAGAUCGACAUCUACGAAUAUUUAAAUCACGUGGAUGAUGGGCUGAAAGAUCACUAUGAUAUAAGGAUGCUUACCUUCAUCAUCCUAACGCGCCUGUCUGCCCUUUGCCCGGCUGCUGUUCUCCAGCGCUUAGACCAGCUCAUUGAACCUCUGAGGUCCACGUGCACUACAAAGGUGAAAGCUGGGUCAGUAAAACAAGAGUUUGAGAAGCAAGAUGAACUCAAGCGCUCGGCAAUGAGAACAGUCACUGCUUUGCUCAAUAUACCUGAAGUGGAGAACAGCCGGGCUAUGACAGAAUUCCUGUCCCAGAUCAGAGCCAACUCGGAGCUUUCUUUACUGUUUGAAAAUGUGCAGAAAGACACAGUGUCGCUAUGCAGUGCGGAGUCGAUGGAAAUAAGCUAAUGGUCCUUGCCCGAGCUUCCCAAUGCAGUCCAUAGCUCUGUGCCACUGCUCAAUUCACCCUAGAGACCCUUAUGUUGUGGUCUGAAAUGUUCCUAUUAUACUGAAGGGUCCUGCAAACAGAUCAGACAGCAAAAGGCUUUUCUUUACUUGACUUACCAAGGGGCACAGGUUGGGGUAAUGUUCCCUCUGAAUCCACAUUGCUACCAAACAAGUUGAUCAAGAAUUCGAGCACAGACACCCUAAUGUCCCCACUGAUAUCAAAAUAAGCAUCUUCCCAUGAUAUGAAAUGAUGCCAUAAUAUUGUUACAGGGAAACUCAGUUCUUCACACAUUUAUAGAGCCAUAAAAAAACGAAUUGCUGCUACACACACUCUCCUCUAACUAUGUCACAUAACCCAAUAAAUGUACAAACACAGCAGAACCGCAACAGCGUGACUGUCACAAGGGCUAAAAGGGUGAGAUGCAUGUUAAAGGCAUAGUGUGCUCUGACAGAUACCAUUGCCUUUAAAGCCAUGUUAUGAAUGUUACAUUAAGCCAUCAGUGCAGAGACUAAACACUCAAUUCUAAGUCUGGAUUCUAAUGAAAAAAAAAUAAAUAAAGUUAAUGUUCAGAA